This is a messenger RNA of Hippocampus zosterae (dwarf seahorse), 1843 nucleotides long. It is a transcript of the gene mpc1, whose product is annotated as mitochondrial pyruvate carrier 1. NCBI's taxonomy places the organism in Eukaryota, Metazoa, Chordata, Actinopteri, Syngnathiformes, Syngnathidae. The coding region runs from base 930 to 1127 and encodes 65 amino acids. The transcript has 4 exons. Gene Ontology annotation, cellular component: mitochondrial inner membrane. Gene Ontology annotation, biological process: pyruvate import into mitochondria. The record is from RefSeq and is a predicted model, not a curated record.
ACAGUUGUCUUUUAUCUGAAAAUUAUUGGGAAUUACUUGCUUGGUAUUUUUCAUUUAACUCAUUGGGACCAACACGUUAAGGGGGUUUGCGGGAUCACCUUGUUUAUCCGGUUUAACAUUGUAGGACAGCACGAUCUGGAACAACUCGCAUCUCAGUACAGUAUUCACUUAAAAGGCUAAAUAAAUAUUUAUAACUAUGUAUUUGUUGAAAGUUUACAUCUCUCCAAAACGGGCAUUCUUGAAUGGAACAUGUGCUUCAAAUUUUAACUGUAGUUUUGAAUUGUAAGCACAAGAUCAUACUCGUACAAUAUGACAAGCAAACAGUGCUUCAUCUCUUGGGUUAACCCUAGCACACAAUUCUAAACGCCGGAGAUGUCCCAUUGUUCUAAUAGUUUAACCAACACAUUUUGAACAAAAACAUUUAAAAAAAAUAAUAAUUUCAAUUGGGAAAUAUGAUUUUCAGAGGCAAGUGUUUCCAGUUAUGAGCCCGGUCACAGAACAAAGUAAACUCACAAGUGAAUGUGUAGUUGCAGCUUUAUGUUUAUUUCUGCACUGAGAUUCAAACCGCGACCAAAAAAAACGGUUCCAAAGUCCAAAUACAGACUGAACUUUUAUGGUAAAAAUGUUUACUUAAACAUCUUGUGAAAAGAAAAAAAAUUGGAAGGACAAACAGAUCUUUUUCUAAGCUGGAAUUCAAACAGGCAUAUCCCACAUUGGGGAAAUAGCAAGUACUAUGAUACAGAAACGUAACACAUCAACCAAUGGCACAUACUCUGUGGAACUUUAUUCAACUACUUAUUGAUCUUAUUAUUUGGAUGACUUGUUUUUUUUCUCUUCCAUGCGGCCCUGAAUAUUGAAAAACAUUCACCAGCACACAUUUCUGGGGUCCAGUAGCAAACUGGGGUCUCCCUAUAGCUGCCUUCAGUGACAUGAAAAAGAGCCCCGAGAUCAUCAGUGGCAGGAUGACCUUCGCUCUGUGUUGUUAUUCGUUGCUCUUCAUGCGUUUCGCCUACAAAGUGCAACCACGCAACUGGCUGCUGUUUGCUUGCCAUUUGACCAACGAGUCCGCACAACUGAUUCAGGGUAGUCGCCUCAUCAAGUAUAAUUUGGAAAAGAAGACAUCUUAGUGACGAAGCGAAGUGUUCCCUGUUCCAACCGCAAUGACGAAAAGAGCCAUACGAACGUGUGCACCUAUCUAAUCACAGGAGCUGUGGCUGUUUCCUGCCCCUCUCUUAAGAAUGAUUGAUCACCCACAUGAAGUUAUUGGCUACAUGUUACUCCACAAAACAGAGUGUUUGCUUUAUAAAUUUGAUGCUGGAAUUUAUAAUUGCAUUUGCAUUCUUCACUGUGAGUGAAUGUAUAGUCCAUUUUGCAAUCUUCCACUGUAACUUAAUUACCGUAAAAAAUUAUUGCUCUUUCACCAUCUUAUUGAUGUUUCCAUGUAUAAUCCACAUUGCAAUCUUCUGGUGUAACUUAAUUAAAAUUUUUAUUGGUCCUUCACCAUCUUAUUGACGAGAUUUCCCUGCAAACGCAAGUGAAAUUUGACAUUGGGUGAUUUUAGGAUCACUUUUGUCAGAGUGAAGACACAAAGCAAUAAAGACUGUUACUCGUUUCAAGGAAGGUUACAGUUGAAUGUGUUAAAAUGGUGAGGAUGUGAUAAUUCGACCAGUAGAUAUCCAGAUUUCAGUCCCUGUGUCUGUUUCUGCUGAACAACUGUAUAUUAUGUGGUACUUUGUUCGUCCUUCAAAGUCUUUUAUGGUGUAACUCAAUCAAAAUAUCCCUCAUUAAUUAUCUGAUUCUUUGGUUUUGUAAAAGUAAACUGAAUAAAACUAACUUGAAAUUA